UGAACUAUGAGUGCUCCAGACUUGAUUCAUUUGGCUCCCAGUAAAUCAGCAAACUAACUUGUGUUUUCUUUUAACAGUGGACAGUCCUAGAGUGCUGGUGGCUAGAAGAAGAAUAUAAGCAAAACAUUGUUGCAUUUGGUUUGUUGAUAAGAACAUUUAUUAAUUAAAAAAUGGACAGCAAGGCGGAACAAGUUGAUGCACGCUGUAGCUGGACGCGAGUAGCUGGACAGGAGCUAGGCCAACUGGUGGCGACUCGCAUAUCCGAGGAAGAUGUAUUUGAAAAACCCGACUUGGACGAUGUGGUAAAUGAGGAACGCGCUGUGUUAUUUUCCAAUAAUGAAGGCCCUACUGUGCCAUGCGAGCUACAAUUUCAAAUCUUGCCGCGCUUUAAAAUAGCGGCCAUUACGCUAGUUUGCAGCACAUCCAAAGUGGAAAUAUUCGUAGGACCAAGCCAGGAGUAUUUGGAAACCAAGCAUGGUACUGCUGUGGAGCCAGAUGACAGUGAUGUGCCAAUUAGACCUUAUCGCUAUGAUGUAGAAAUUGAUCGUUCCGGCAUAGCAGACAUUACACUAAAGCUACUAACGUCGGCUAAAGAGAUUUGCGUGUUUGGUACUAUGUUGCAUAUAGCACCUAAUCCCAAUGGCAUUACUACACAGCUGCAGAAACCCAUUAACAUAGCAAGAAUGCAGGAACUGCUGCAGAAAGGUGGCUUACAAAGCAAGCAAGAUAAUGAUCUCAUGUUAGAGAAGUUCGUGUCGCUAAAGAAUAAUAUUAAUGAUCUGCAUGAUAAGCUGGAGCUGCUUGAGAAAUCUAUUGCUAAAAGACUGGAUGACUUUGAAGCUAAGCAAGCUGCAAAGCUGGAUAGAAUUUUGGAGCUGCUGCAGCAAAAGAUGUGAGCGUGGAUUUAUGUAUCUAAUUAAAAUAUUUUUAUUUUUUCGAAUACUACGUUUAAAUUUUAAAAUUGUUUGACAAUUGUUUAUUGU
Molecule: messenger RNA, 983 nt
Organism: Drosophila busckii
Lineage: Eukaryota; Metazoa; Arthropoda; Insecta; Diptera; Drosophilidae
Exons: 3
Coding region: 171-896 (241 amino acids)
Source: RefSeq, a predicted model, not a curated record